Colletotrichum graminicola M1.001 is the source of this 642-nucleotide messenger RNA. Its product is annotated as class II Aldolase and Adducin domain-containing protein. The record is from RefSeq and is a predicted model, not a curated record. Gene Ontology annotation, molecular function: actin filament binding. Bases 1 to 642 code for a protein of 213 amino acids. The transcript has a single exon. Gene Ontology annotation, cellular component: cytoskeleton. NCBI's taxonomy places the organism in Eukaryota, Fungi, Ascomycota, Sordariomycetes, Glomerellales, Glomerellaceae.
AUGUCUCGAAAUAUCGCGCCAGCCCAGGUGAUCUCUUCCGAAGAUCUGAUUGAGUAUAAUAUUGAAGACGCAGAGCCCUUGGAUCCGAAUUGUGCCCAAGGCUUUGCAGAAAGGCGGAUUCACUCGGAGAUCUACAAGCGACGUCCCGACAUAAACGCCGUGAUACACAGCCAUUCUGAAGCUGUGGUCCCCUACACCAUCUCGGGUGUUCCCCUCAAAGCCGUCAGCCACAUGUGCGGGUUCCUCGGUCCCGACGGCCUCCCAAUUUUCGACGCUGCCGACCACAUGGAGGAAGGCGACGUCCCAGAUCUGUUAGUGCGCACGAAGAACAUGGGCGCCGCGCUAGCAAAGCAUUUUGACGGCGGCAACAACGUGACGUUGAUGCGCGGGCAUGGGUUCACAGUCGUGGCAGACAGCAUUGAGCUGGCUGUGAUGCGGGCGGUCUAUACACAGAAGAAUGCCAGUAUCCAGACGACAGCUUUGAUGCUCCAAGGGGCGACAGGGACUACAGGUGGUAUAAAGAGUUUAAGCAAAGAAGAGUGCGGUGGAUCUGAUCGUACUACGAGAUGGUCAAUGUUGCGACCUUGGAACUUGUGGGUAAAAGAGGUUGAAGAUAGCUCACUGUACAUCAACACCGCAUAA